Molecule: messenger RNA, 687 nt
Organism: Aspergillus caelatus
Lineage: Eukaryota; Fungi; Ascomycota; Eurotiomycetes; Eurotiales; Aspergillaceae
Exons: 5
Coding region: 1-687 (228 amino acids)
Biological process (GO): mycotoxin biosynthetic process
Source: RefSeq, a predicted model, not a curated record
AUGUCGUCCGAUCUCUACUCACGACGAGAAUCCGACGAAUACCUCCUCGACCCCAAACACUUUGUCGAGAAGAAGAACAGACCGAAACGAUGGGAUUGUCUGCGUCCGAUCAUAUACACCUCACUUGCCUUUGUUGGGUUCAUCGAAAUCCUGUUCCUGGGCAUUUUUUUCGCCCAUGCCACUAGGAAAAUGCCAGAGCCGUUGUUGGGUGAGCUAAAUGGAUUGGUUGGAGACUUUCCUGCUCGGAGGGUUAUUUUCCGCUCUGCUCCGUUAGCUGCCUCGGAUCACAAGACAGAGGAAUCUAUGAAUGCUACGAGGAACAACUGGUUGUCAUAUAUGCCCCGAGGAAAUGGCUUCAUCGCAGUCAAUGGGACUGAGCGAUACACCCUGCCUCCCCCCAUCAAGCAACUAGGUCAAGUCACCUAUUCGAUUGCAGUAUUCCACCAAUUACACUGCCUGUACUCAAUCAUGUCCGUUCAUAUCCACACGCAUAACCACAUCGACCAUUGUUUCCAGUAUCUGCGCCAGUCACUGCUCUGCUGUGGGGAUACUGCGUUGGAAGGACAGGAUCCAAGGACGGAUAAACCAGGGACGGAUGGAACAGGUGCAGUGCAUGUCUGUAAGGAUUUCGAUGGGAUCAUGGCUUGGGCGGAUAGUCAGCGGCUUGUGGAUACAAAGCAUCCUUAG